This is a messenger RNA of Caenorhabditis elegans, 3644 nucleotides long. It is a transcript of the gene ctr-9, whose product is annotated as RNA polymerase-associated protein CTR9. The record is from RefSeq and is marked reviewed. NCBI's taxonomy places the organism in Eukaryota, Metazoa, Nematoda, Chromadorea, Rhabditida, Rhabditidae. Gene Ontology annotation, cellular component: nucleus. The transcript has 6 exons. Bases 19 to 3471 code for a protein of 1150 amino acids. Gene Ontology annotation, biological process: regulation of DNA-templated transcription.
GUCAGAAAGUCCAAGGAGAUGGACGAAAGUAUUGAUGAUGUGCAAGAGACCAGAACAAUCGCUAUUCCAUUGAAAGACAGUCACGAAGAUGAAGUAAUUGAAAUCAACUGCUCCGAGCUCCCCGAUGGCGAAGAAGUCCUUCAAAUUUUGGAAGCAGAAGAAGCAAAGUUAUCGUAUUGGAUUGAAGUUGCUCUCGAAUAUUACAGACAAGAUCGUGUUGAUCUAUUCAUGAUGAUUCUAGAAUCUGCUGGAUCUCGUGCUGGAUUGGAGUAUGAAGGAGUAAAACAGGAUCAAAUGAGAGCAUUGGAUAUACUUGCUGCCUACUGGAUGACUCAAGGUUACAGAGAGAAGGCCAAGGACAAGAAAAGUGAUUUCUUCUCGAAAGCUACAGUUCUUUUCAACACAGCCGAUAAAAUUGCGAUGUAUGAAUGGUCUCACUUGACAGUUCGUGCUUGGUUUUAUCUUUUUGAACGAGAUAAAAGUACAAACAAGUAUGAACUUGCUGAUCAACAAUUCAAUUAUGUCGUUAAAACCAAUCCGAAGAAUGUGCUCCCGUUGAUUGGAAAAGCUGUAAUCGCAUUCAAUAAAAAGGAUUAUAAAACUGCAAUCUAUUACUUUCGAAAAGCAAUUCGACAAUGUCGUCACACAAUCGCAGAUCUUCGAGUCGGAAUCGGUCACUGCUUCGCUAAAAUGGGAAUGAUGGACAAAGCGAAAACGGCAUUCGAAAGAGCCAUGGAAAUUGAACCAUAUAAUGUAUCGGCCAUGUGUGGUUUGGGAAUUAUUCUGUUGAACACGUACGACCAUGACAGCCUCAAACACGCAGUCAGUUUGUUUGGAAGAUCUUAUAAUUUACAAACUGAUCAUCCAGUUGCUCUUAUUCAUCUUGCUAAUCAUUUCUUUUUCAAAAAAGAAAUUGAGCGUGCAUGGACACUUGCCUGGCAUGCAGCAACGUAUAAUGAUUGUGAUUCGAUAAAAGCUGAAGCUUUCUAUCAAAUGGGAAGAUGCAGGCAUGCACAAGGGCAAUUUGACGGUGCUUAUAAGUACUACUACCAAGCUCGACAAGCAAACAAUGGAGAGCACACCCUUGCUCACUAUGGACUUGGUCAAAUGUACAUUCAUCGAAAUGAAAUUGAAGAAGCAAUCAAAUGCUUCGAUACUGUUCAUAAACGAUUGCCAAACAAUACAGACACGAUGAAAAUUCUUGGAAGUCUAUAUGCUCAUGUUCAGCUAAACGAUCCGGCACAAACAGCAGAAGCACGGCAAAAGGGACGGGAUGUUCUUGGAAAAUAUCUGGCAGUUGAAAAUGAUGACUAUGAAGCAUGCAUCGACUUGGCUCAACUUCUCGAAGCAACAGAUCCAAAACGAUCUCUGGAAUUGUAUGAAAAUGCAAUCGACUUGCUUGUAACAAAUGAGAGUAUUCAACCACAACCCGAAAUGCUCAACAACGUCGGUGCUUUGUAUAUGUCAAUGAAGCAAUAUGAAAAAGCUGAACAUCACUUCAAAAGAGCUAAAGAACGUCUUGAAGAACAAUUGAAUACUGAUGAAGGGUCUCUACUUUUAGAACGUAGAAGUGCUCCUGAAAAAUCGCACCUUCUCACAAUUCGUUACAAUUUGGCUCUGUGCUUGGAGCAUCUUUGUCGUACUGUUGAAGCCGAACAAAUGUACAAGGAUAUUGUGAAAGAAUGUCCUGGAUAUAUUGAUGGAUAUCUUCGUCUUGGAUGUAUCACUCGUGAUCGUCAUCAAGUCUAUGAAUCGUCUUUGUGGUUGAAACAAGGCGUUCAAUUUGAUCAAGCAUCACCAAUUGUUUGGACUCUUAUUGGAAAUCUUCAUUUUGCAAAGAAUGAAUGGAUGCCUGCCCAGAAGAAGUUUGAAUUCAUUUUGUCGAAGAUUUUCAACAACAAAAUUCCUGAUCCAUACUCGCUGGUAGCUCUUGGUAAUGUGUGGUUCGAGCAGCUUCUCAAUCCAUCAAGGAAAAAGGAAGAUGAGAAAAAGUACAUUGACCGAGCUCUCCAAAUGUAUCAAAAAGCAUUGAAACUUCAACCAAAAAACAUGUAUGCUGCAAAUGGAAUCGGAUGUGUGCUUGCUUAUAAAAGAAACUGGAAUGAUGCUCGAGAUGUUUUCAGUCAAGUUCGCGAGUCUACCAGUGAAUUCUACGAUGUCUGGCUCAAUAUAGCUCACGUUUGCAUGGAACGAGAGCAAUGGAUGGCUGCUGUUCAGAUGUAUUCGUCUGCGAUGAAAAAAUUUCGAAAGGAGAAUGACUCGACAUUGCAACACUAUCUUGCAAAGGCCUAUUACCGAGCAAAUAUGUUGAAUGAAGCCAAGGAAGCACUUGAAUGUGCAAUGCUUGAUCAAUUGGAUAAUACCCAAUUGAAAUUUAACUAUGCUAUUGUAUUGAAGAAAUCUGCAAAAGAAGUACUUCGAGGUCACAAAAUGACAUCAGAACAAGUGACUGCGGCUAUAGAUGAUCUCAAAUUCGCCGACAAAAUUUUCCAAUACAUCUCUAAAAAUGAUGAUCGUCAAUCGAGCCAUACUGGAAUGCGAAUAUCGAGAACAAUCUGCGCAGAAGAAGCUAAAAAUUGCAAGGAUUUGUUAACUCAAGCAAAGCAUAAAUUAGCAGCUGCACAGACUCAAGAUGAAGAAGAACGUCGUCUUAUGGAGAAGCAAGAGAAAGAGAAGAUAGCAUUGCAGAACAAGAUGAUUGAGGAAGCUCGUGCUAAGGAAGAAGCUGAAAAACAGAAGCUCGAAGAUAUGAAGAAUCUUAGAUUAUCAUUCAUAGAAAUGACAAAAGAUGUUCUCAGACUUCCAGAAAUUGUCGAAGAAAAGAGAAGAGGAGGUGGUGGACGGAAACGACGAAAUGAUGAUGGUGAUGAGUUUGUUAAUGAUAGUUCUGAUGCUGGAAAUUAUGAUGGAGAGGAAGGAGGUGAAGAUGGUGAACGAAGAGAACGAAGGAAGAAGGAUAAGGCAGCAAAGAAGGCAUCCAGGAAGAAGAGAGAACGUAGAGAUAGUGGUGGACCUGAUUCGAACAGAAGAGAUGAGAAAAAGAGAAAGAGGAAGGAAGAGAGGGAUCGAAAACUACAGGAGAAGCUCUCAGCAAAACAAUCAGCAAAGAUAAAAUCUCGUGCAUUCUUAUCUUCAUCGGAAUCUUCUGAUGAUGACAAACCAAAGCCUGCUGCUGAUUCAUCGGAUGAUGAGGUUGAUCCGCGGCCGCCAGUUGAUGAGUUUGAUAGUCCAACCCGAACUGACAGUGAUAGUGAUCGUGAGACAACUACAAAAAAGAAAAAGAAGAAGGCUGUUGUGGAUUCUGAUGAAGGAUCAGUCUCCGGAUCUGGCUCUGGAUCGGAUAAUGAUGAUAAGCCAAUUAUUGGAGGUUCUGAUGAUGAUGAUGAUGAUAAACCUGCUGGUGGAAACUCCAGGGACAGUGAUGGAAGUGAUGCUCCGAAAAAGAAGGUUAUCGAGAGCGACAGCGACUGAACCAAUUUUUUUUAAAUUUAAAGUUUUUAUUUAUUUUUGUUGUUCACAAAUGUUUUAUUUGUACUCUUUGUAAAUCUAGCAUCUUGUGCUCGUUCUCACAAUACAUUCUCCCGUUUUUAAUCACCGAGUCCAAGACUUUCAAUCUUUGACAUGAAUUCAUUUAUCAAACAAAU